ACUUAAUUUCCAUGGAAUCACAUGCAUGGACCCGUGACUAAGGUAGGUACGUCUAUGGUUCUUCUGAUGAGUCUCUGAAUGGAUUAUAUAUAGAGAAUUAGGGCACCACAGAAGUUGUAGAGGCAACCUCUUACUUUAUAAUCAGUUUCAUUCAUUUUUCUUCCCUUUUGCUCCUUUCCACAAUGGCUAAGUCCCAUUUAGUUGCGAAAAGCCCCUCCAGGGUUUCCAUUCUGCUACUUCUCGGACUGCUAAUGGCUACCCUUACUACAACUGGUGCACAAAUUGGUGUUUGUUACGGAACGGUUGCAAACAACUUGCCACCCGCACAAGAAGUGAUAUCUCUUUACAACCAGUACAAUAUUCAAAGAAUGCGGCUCUAUGGUCCCAACCACGAUGCUCUCCAAGCCCUCAGAGGCUCUAACAUUGAGGUCGUGCUUGGUGUAGAAAACGAACGCCUUCAAGACAUUUCUUCUAGUCAGGACAGUGCAAAUGAUUGGGUCCAAAAUAAUGUUGUAAACUACAACGAUGUCAAAUUUAAGUAUAUUGCAGUCGGAAAUGAAAUAAAUGCCACAGGUCCAGAUGCGCCAUUUGUUGGCCCUGCAAUGGAAAGAAUUCAAAAUGCUAUUUCUACGGCAGGGCUUGCAAACCAAAUUAAGGUCUCUACCGCAGUUUACCCUAUAAUCCUCGAAGAAUCGUACCCUCCAUCAAAAGGUUCCUUCAGACAAAACUAUCGGCCAUUUCUUGAUCCAAUCAUCGGGUUCUUAGUUGGGAAUCAAUCUCCGUUACUUGUUAAUAUGUACCCGUAUUUUAGUUACAUUCAAAGUCGUGACAUUAGUCUUGAAUAUGCUCUUUUUACAUCCCCAUCCGCUCCAGUGAAUGAUGGUGAUCUUCAGUAUCAGAACCUAUUUGAUGCAAUUCUGGAUGCAGUUUACUCAGCGUUAGAGAAGGCUGAAGGUGGCUCUUUGAAAAUUGUUGUAUCAGAGAGUGGUUGGCCCUCAGACGGUGGGGAUGGUCAAGUGACAACGAAGGAGAAUGCAAGAAUUUACAACUCAAAUUUGAUAAAGCAUGUGAAGGGCGGGACUCCAAAGAAGCCUGGAAACCCCAUCGAAACUUACGUGUUUAGCAUGUUUAAUGAGAAUGAAAAACAAGGGGAGGCGACCGAGAAGCAUUUCGGGCUCUUUUUUCCUAACAAAGAGCCCGUAUAUCCCAUUGAUUUCAACUAGGUAGGUGUUGAAAUUCUAGCUUUACCAACCAGAAUAAAGGGGUGAUAGUAACCCUAGUGAACACAAGAGGAAUCGUUUUAUGAGUUCGAAUUCGUGCCGGUGUAAUGCAUAGCAUGUAAUACUACAGUGUGAUCUUUCUCCA
Malus domestica (apple) is the source of this 1365-nucleotide messenger RNA. RefSeq names its product glucan endo-1,3-beta-glucosidase-like. Gene Ontology annotation, biological process: carbohydrate metabolic process. The record is from RefSeq and is a predicted model, not a curated record. Gene Ontology annotation, cellular component: plasma membrane. NCBI's taxonomy places the organism in Eukaryota, Viridiplantae, Streptophyta, Magnoliopsida, Rosales, Rosaceae. Gene Ontology annotation, molecular function: hydrolase activity, hydrolyzing O-glycosyl compounds.